Messenger RNA from Phycodurus eques (leafy seadragon), 1916 nucleotides. RefSeq names its product zinc finger protein 260-like. Lineage: Eukaryota; Metazoa; Chordata; Actinopteri; Syngnathiformes; Syngnathidae. Bases 306 to 1916 code for a protein of 536 amino acids. The transcript has 5 exons. The record is from RefSeq and is a predicted model, not a curated record.
UCCGCUCCAGGUCGACUUUCGUGCAAUUUUGUUCGAGGAACCGAAUUCCCGCCACUAAUGAAUUCUUCCCGAAUUAGUUGCGAACGGAUUGAAACCUCGACACAGCGUCCUUCGCUACUUUCAAGAAGUAACACAUUAUUUCAAUCUUCGUGUGAGGAUAAACUCGUCUUGGUGGUGCACGUUGAAGCUUCUCGGCCCAGUUAGCUUAGCUUAGCUCGCUCGCCGCUAACAAAGAGACGCGUUUGUCAGCAACACAUCGCACAUUAGAGAUCGCCCGUGAAGGUGUUGUGAUUAUCGUGUGAAAAAUGUGUGCAAGAACGACAGCAAAGUGCGAGAAGGAACUUUCUGGAACGAAAGAGGAGGACGAGCCACAACGUCAACUUGUGGACGCUGCUCGCAUGCAGCCUCGUGUUGUGUUACACAGAGCAGACAUCACUGAAGAUCUUCGUACUAAGCGGCAGGAGCCAGAGCCCCCUUACAUUAAAGAGGAAGUGGAUGAUGAAGAGGUCCACCACAUCAAACAAGAAGAGGAGCCCAUUUCGAUUAAAAAAGAAGAGGAAGAAGCGUGCCCCCACAUUGAGGAGGAUAUCACCAAGUUUCCAUCGACGAGUGUCCCUUUGAAGAGUGAAGAUGAAGGUCAAAGUGAGGAGAGCAGAGGGGCGGAGCCUCCAAGCAGCAGCUCAAGUCAACACAUGACAACAGAAGCUGAUGGAGACCACUGUGGUGGAUCACAAGCAGACGGCCUCUUAGCUCCACUGUCAAAUAGUGAUGACAUGACGUCGCACUCUACUCACACUGAUGAGGAGGAUGAUGAUGAUGAUAAACAGUCUGAAGGUGAUAGGACAUGUCGCACUGACAACAAACGAUGGAAAUGUUCUCAGUGUGGGAAAACAUUUUCUAAUAAGAGCAGUUUGAAACAACAUGUGAGAACACACACUGGUGAGAAACCUUUUUCCUGCUCAGUUUGUGGUCAAAGAUUCUCUGUGAAGGGAAGCUUAAAAAUACACACAAGAACCCACACUGGCGAGAAACCUUUUUCCUGCUCUUUUUGUGGUCAACGAUUCUCUCUAAAGAAAAACUUAACAAUACAUACAAGAACUCACACUGGUGAGAAACCUUUUUCCUGCUCAGUUUGUGGUCAAAGAUUCUCUCAGAAGGCAAACUUAAAAAAUCACACAAGAACACACACUGGUGAGAAACCUUUUUCCUGCUCAGUUUGUGGUCAAAGAUUCUCUGUGAAGGGAAACUUAGAAAGACACACAAGAACACACACUGCUGAGAAACCUUUUUCCUGCUCAGUUUGUGGUCAGAGAUUCACACAAAAGCGAUACUUAAAAAUACACACAAGAACCCACACUGGAGAGAAACCUUUUUCCUGCUCAUUUUGUGAUCAACGAUUCUCUGAGAAGAAAACCUUAACAAUACAUACAAGAACCCACACUGCUGAGAAACCUUUUUCCUGCUCAUUUUGUGCUCAAAGAUUCUCUGUGAAGAAAACCUUAAAAAUGCACACAAGAACCCAGACUGACUCCUGUACAUGCGAUAGGGGUUUCCAUUACAUGCAAGUGAACCUAUCCUUCUGGUCCCGGAUCUGCGGUGUGGGCCUCGGGGGAUGCUGGGCUUGUUUCCCUCUCCUCCUUUUUGGUCCUCCAGUUUUAAUGCAUGACAUCACUGAAGAUCUUCGUACUAAGCGGCAGGAGACAGAGCCCCCUCGCAUUAAAGAGGAAGUGGAGGACGAAGGGGUCCCCCACAUCAAAGAGGGAGAGGAAUUGGAGACCAUUUCCACAAAAAAAGAGGAGGAAGAAGCACACCCCCACAUCAAGAAGGAAGAAGAGAGGAAAAAACAAGACACCAACGUGCUGAGUCUCAGGGUGCAUUCAAUCAACUGCCCACCAGAGUGCAAGUUCAGUGAAUGA